CGCAGCAGAACAGUAUACUUUCUGGCUUUUCUCAACGUGUGUUGAUCACACUACAGAGAAAUCAAAAACAAUUUUAAAUUGUCUUCGUUAUUCACAAGCAACUAGCUAUUCGUUCAUUAUGCACACCAUCACAUACAAACGCCUGAGAGACGAGGAGCUGGAGGAGUUGCACGUGUGGCUCCGCAAGAACAACAUCAACGGCAAUAAGCUGCGGCGCGAGUUCUCCGAUGUCCUGCCCCUCGCCGAGCUACUGAAGCGCGACCAUCCCCGAAUGAUCGACCUGUACAACUACCCCAAGAAGUGCAGUGUCAAUCUGAAGCUGAUCAAUUGGGAGGUCUUCAACCACAAGGUGAUGUCCAAAUUUAACCUGUCCCUCAGCAAGGACAUCAUGGAGCGCCUGUCCAACGGCACCGAGGGUGCUGCCGAAGUUCUGCUCUAUGAGAUAAUCCGGCUGGAGAAACGGCAGCGCUUGGAGGAGGAGCGCAAUGCGGUACUGCGGCAAGAGCGUGUCUGGGAGGAAAACGAUGAAGUCAAGACCGUGUCGGUUAACAAGCAGAUCGGCGACGCCAUUGUUCAGGUGCCCCAGAAGAUGAUUCUGUUCUCCCUUUAUGAGAAGGUAAACCGCGACAGCAAGGCCAAGGACGACGUAAUCGAUACCUUGCAGCAGCAGGUAACCCACAUGGAGAACAUUCUCAAGUUAAAGAAGGAGCGCAUCGAUGAGCUCCUGAUGCAAAUGGGAAAACUACCCCAGGAAAAUACCCCCAAGGACUCCAGCCGCAACUAUAGCAGCCUUGGCAUCCAUUCGUCCCAUGGUUCGGACAGCUUCAACUAACCUAGAGUGGCUCACUGCAAAAUACUUGUAUUCCUUUUAACGUUUAUAUUUUUCAAAAUCUUAAUGCGAUUUUUAUGAAUAAAUAAUUAUUUACCGA
Molecule: messenger RNA, 929 nt
Organism: Drosophila kikkawai
Lineage: Eukaryota; Metazoa; Arthropoda; Insecta; Diptera; Drosophilidae
Product: sperm flagellar protein 1-like
Biological process (GO): regulation of cytoskeleton organization
Cellular component (GO): axoneme
Molecular function (GO): microtubule binding
Source: RefSeq, a predicted model, not a curated record